AUGUCUCAACGCUUGGGUCAGCUACAGAGUUCGCGGCCAACAAUUGAGGCUCGGACACAAUCACACCCAUAUCGAAUGCCUUUCUCCGACGCGUCCGCGAUGGAUAGGCUUCCCAAUGAGAUAUGGCAGAUGAUCCUCGAUCGCGCAAUGAUCCGUGAUGCCCCUCUGUGUAUACAUGACUUCCUGUCGGCCACUGGGGUCGCAAAACGGUCCAUAGAUGCCGAAAAUAAGCGAAAAAGAGAGCAGCGAGAUUGUAACCACAUUACUCCUAAAGCGAGACAAUCGCGGACGAGGCCUAACAGAGUCCGUGUGUUGACGAGGAAUGAUCCAGAGGGCGAAGAGCCGCUCCAAGCAAACUCUUCCCUCGCACCCACGUCUACAUCGCUUUUACACAACCUCCAUAAGAGCCAGAAACCGCAUUUUCUCGACUGGCAACUCAUUAACGGAACCUGCCAACUUUUCCGCAAAUUAGGAAAAAGAUCCUUCUUCGCCAACAAAACAUUCGCCAUGGAGCCGGCAAUCUCCGAGAAGCUCCAGCAAUGCAAAUUAAAACAGCUCAGUGUAGAAAACCAGCAGAUGGCAGUUCACUACAUCAGAUCAGUCAUAUUCAUCGAAACGUGCUUAUUCUCUCCGAGAUCCAUAUUGUUACUACCUCGUCGGGUCGCCAUUUUCCCGCGCCUUCGAUGGCUCGACCAUCUCUUUGCAUAUGCUGCAGACUCCCCUUCAAGCCCGGAUGAAGUGCUCUAUUCUAUCUCUACACGAAAGGCGCUUGUGUCGCCUCUUCACGACUUGCUUUGUGGUAUUGGCGUCCCCACGGACAGACUGGAGCUUGGCUCCAUGCGUAAUAAGUACGUAUCAUGGGAAGAGCUUGAAGCUACUUUGCGGAGCGACAUAUAUCCCAUGCUGAGAUUCGUGGCCGAAGCGAAGGCGCGACAGAAAAAGGUAAAAGUGUGAGGGCCCCAAGACCCUCACACCUUGGGUUAUUUCCUUCCAGCUUGCUCGGAACACUCUACAGGUGAUAACAAUGGGAUCAUCGUUCUACUUUUUAUCAAGUUUAUCAAAUGAAGGGAUAUGAUUGGCAUCGAAGAUCACCUCUGAAGCUUCAUCAGAUAUCCGAUGCAUUUAUCUACAGAGUGGGGAGUGGUUGAGGUUCGGAGAAGAACCACCGCCUUCUAUUCAUUUCAAUCAGACAAGAAGAGGAAGAGGGUUUGCUGAGAACAGAACGACAGGAGGUACGCAUGCAAAGAACAACAACUUUCCAUACACUGUCCAGUGUAAUCGAUCACGCCAUUCUUUGCCAUUUGAAUGAUCUCAGAUACCUCUACUCCAAAAUCUGGAUAACCCUGCUAUCCUCACCAAACACAAACUGGCAGCUAUCUUUAGUUUCCUUCAAAUAUUUCUCACCAGAUUCCAUUUCUAGCAAACCAUCCCUCAGUGUGCUUUGGGCAACUAGCUGGAAAGGACUGAGCAUUCAGUUAUCACAUAUUUAUCGCAUUAUGCCGUCAUUAGACAUACUAUCCCACGUGUUAACUGGCAUGUUGAUAAUUCAGAUUGCAAAGCCUUACAGGCUUAGUCAUAUUAUCAGCAUUAAUGGGGACUGUACCUAAGUCUCGGGUUGGAGGUUCCUGAGGAACCAUAGCAGAGCUGGUAGCAUGGUUGAUAGGACGCCUGUUAGGUGUAAAUUAACUACAUGAUAAAGUUGUCAAA
Molecule: messenger RNA, 1707 nt
Organism: Coccidioides immitis RS
Lineage: Eukaryota; Fungi; Ascomycota; Eurotiomycetes; Onygenales; Onygenaceae
Exons: 2
Coding region: 1-954 (317 amino acids)
Source: RefSeq, a predicted model, not a curated record